Hemiscyllium ocellatum (epaulette shark) is the source of this 4939-nucleotide messenger RNA. RefSeq names its product neurite extension and migration factor-like. Lineage: Eukaryota; Metazoa; Chordata; Chondrichthyes; Orectolobiformes; Hemiscylliidae. The transcript is spliced from 3 exons. Bases 1 to 4446 code for a protein of 1481 amino acids. Gene Ontology annotation, biological process: negative regulation of cell-matrix adhesion; negative regulation of neuron migration; negative regulation of cell adhesion mediated by integrin. Gene Ontology annotation, cellular component: nucleus. The record is from RefSeq and is a predicted model, not a curated record.
AUGAAGUCUUACAAUGCAGCAGAUGUUGCAGUUACCUUGUCAUCUUUCAUUUCACCAAAAGAAAAUGAACUGGGCCACAGGGUGUUAUCUUUACCAACUUCAAAAGAGGCCUGCCUGUUGGACCCACCCUCUCCUCUAAGUCUAGCUGAUGUGCCUGAACAUACUUCAAAUGAUUCCUCCACACAUGCCAUUUCCCUUACAUCUUGUGUUACAAAAGGUGUGAGUUAUUUGUCUGUGCCAGAAGAUUCUGACAAAGCCCCAUUCAGGUAUAUGGAGCCCAAAGGCAUUUCAUCGCUGUCUGACGAUUGUUUGAUGCAGCAGAGCAGAACCUGUUUGGGCUGCUUCAUUGAGUCAAAAGAAAGCAUUGACGCAGAGCCUGGAAUAAGCAUGAAAAUAGGUGACAUGAACAAGGAUUGUGACACCUGUUCGGUCUCCGAUAUUGGGAUUCAGUGCAUGAGUACAGGAGAAAGUGCAAGAUAUGGGGAUCAGCUGCUUUCAGACCAACUGUUAAGCUUCACUGUGCACAAAUCUAGGACUACAGACAAAAGAGAUGUGGAGAAAUCUGACAGUGAGUCGGAAGAUAUUACUCAAAAACAUUACUAUGAAGGAUUACUGCUAGACAAAUGCAAUGGAGAAGAAGCUUUAUUGUCGAAUCCUAGCCAGGACUGGGCUUAUUUUGAGUCUUUUAUUAGUGAAAGCAAAAUAGAACUGCUUGACCUCUGCUCGAAAAAUGAGCUUUCAGUCAAUCUUUUUGCAGAGGAGGAAGUGGACAAUUAUAUGUUUGAUGAUGAGUCAACUCUCAGCAGCGAUGUCUGCUCUUUAAAGAUUAGGUACGAAUCCUUUCAAGACAAUGUCAGGGAAAAGACAAACGUGCUUCAGGAAGAAGCGCAAUUAAGCUUUUUCCCCAAUGUCAUCUCGAACUGCACAAAAAAGGAAGGCAAAGCAUCCGUGAAAAUCAAUGCAGAUGCAUCACAAAUCAAAUCUGAUGAGAUUGACAUCUGGGAGGAAGAUGACCAAUCGGAAGAGAGGGCAGGAGCACAAAAAUAUGGUAGCACUGUGGAUGUAAAGCUAUAUACGACUUCUAAAAGAAACCAUUUCUUUGAAACAAAUCAUUCUGUAGAAGACUCAGGAGACUACAGUGAUGACAGCUGUGGAACAGAUUCAUCGUAUGACACUGUCAAAGGCAAUGUGGAUAGCAUUAGGUACCUUUCAAGGCAAAAUGUCAAUUGCUCUGGUCAACUAAAUUAUGCAUUACGUGCCAAGAGGAAAGUACGGUAUAGCGAUGACUACUUGUACGAUGUUGACUCCAUAGAAAGUGAAAAGAUUUCAGGAAAGAAAGAAUGGCCAGUGGAUGGUCCUAAGAAAGAAGAUGAUGAUGAAUGGUGUCCACGAAAGCGCCGAAAGUCAGCUCGGAGAGGGCCGCCAGUUAUUAUUAAAUACAUAAUUAUUAAUAGGUUCAAAGGUCAGAAGGAUAUGCGAGUUAAAGUCAGUAAAAUUGAUGCCACCCAAACAAGUGUCAGUUUGACUGCUGAAGCACUAGGUAGAUAUGAAAAACUUGCACCUUUAAAGGAGUUUUGGUGCCAAAAACAAUCAAAGCAUCUGUUGUCAGCGCCUACUGAAAGAAGGAAGAGGCUGCAUUUAAGUAGCACUGUGUCUAAUGUGUUUCUUUCCCAUCCUGCCAAGAGGAAAAGCAAACAAAUUGCAAACAGGCACAGGGCACGUAGAGUUCGACUUGAACUGGGGCCCAACAAACAGAUUGCAUGUUCUUUUGAUCCGGUUGGAACUCAGAGGCUGACCUGUGCUGAUGGAGAAGAGGUGGAGUUUCUCAAUGCCCAAACUGUUGCAAUAGAAAUCCCGAGCUGUGCGAAUGGAUUGUGUUCCACGAACAUUACAUCAGGGACUGCUACAAUGAGAAGCAAAUCACAAGGAAAGUUUGAUAACAGAAUGAAGGAGAAAGGCAGACUAAAGAGACUGAAAUUAAAAGCAGAAGGCAAACUGAAAAACACCAGCAAAAAGAUCAAGAUGAUAGGAAAUGAUGACAUUGAGACAAUGACAAAUGCAAGCGAGGUGGAUUCAGCUGUAGCACAGCAGAACAGUUCAGGUGUUCUACUGACUAAUGCCAUUCAUUGUGUCCCAGACAACCCCCAUUUAUCUAAAUCUUGCCAAGCAAAGGCUGCUGCUAAGAAUUCUACUUUUUCACCAGCCACCUGCUCUUCUGACAAGCCUGUGCCAUCUGCUAAUACUGCGUCUACUGUGCAAGUAAUCCCUGGGGGGUAUUUACAGACACUGCUGGAUGCAUCCGAUUCCAUAAGCCAUACCGGGCUCUCCUACUUCCCACAUCAUUCUGUCAUUGCUUCCAAGCCUCAGAAUCAUUUCAACCCUUCAACUCUCGCACAAAGUUGUGUCAUGUCCCCUCCCUCUGAAUCCGAACAGCAGCAGUCACCUCUUUACCAGGAGGGAAAACAAAGCUUUGAAAAGUUGUGGCAUGCAAAACAGGAGUACUCAGUCAUUGGCAGAACACCUACCAUCCUGUCGACUAGUAUGGUUGGUGUUGCAUCUCUAUCCCCAGAAAGCACUAAUCUUCCCAGAACCGUUGAUGACAAUUAUCAACAAAUAGAAAUACACAGUGAUGAACUUGUGCUCAGCAAGAAUUAUUCUCAUAACCAGCCACUGCAGUCAAAUACCAGCUAUCAAUCAUGCAUAAUAGAAGACGGUGAUGGCAAUUUUCAGCUCCAUCGAGAUUCAGUAGCUCCAGAUGACACCAGACUCAUCAGUUUUGAUUCAGUGGGUACUUUGUCAGCCAGCACCAAUAAUUUUAGCUCUUUAAGUUUGAAGUCAUGUGAAAAUGAUGGUGAGGAUGAUAUGAGUGAUGACUUUUUGGCCCAUUGUAGCCCCAAACUCGUGAUUCAACAAAGUGUUGAUGAAGUGGCACCAUUAAAGGAAUCUACUGACCUCCUUGAUAUCUCUAACUUUACUCCCGAUCGAUUCAGGCAAGUGACACUGACUGAGAUUUCCCCACCCAUUACGCCUGACCUCUCACCUGAAAUAGUCGGACCGGAGGUCAAAACGUCAGGCAAACCCAAAGACUUUCAGGACCAUGCUCAAACAAUGCUGGGAGACCCAAAUGAAAUGAAAUGGGCUACAGCAUCCCAGGCACACGAUCAAUCAACGGAGACAUUUAUUUUGAAUAAUCAUCAAUUUCAGUUUCAUACCUUUAAUAAUGAAGAUACCAUUGAGAUGACUGAAACCAGCCCAUUUGAGAAACAAGCCGGCAUGCUGAAGUUAAAUAACAGUAAUAGGGGACAAAAAGCGAAGAAGAGAAACACUUCUAGUAAACAUGUGGGCCCAAACCAAAGCUCAGUUCCGAAAGGUGCAAAAAAACCAAGGAAGCCAAAAGCUGCUAAAUCUACCGAGAAAACUCAAAACAAAAGUAAUUCCCGUCAGAACGCUGGCACGUCCAAAAAUUCCAAAAAGUCAAUCAACGCAACACAUGCUAAAAGGAGUGAUCAGAUGCAGCUACCUACAGCUAAUGGCAAGUCACUGGAUGUACUUGUUAACAAAACCAGCAUCUCACCUUGUGUUCAGCUGCUGAAUGAGAGCCUUCCACACCGCAGUCCUGCUGCUGUCCGAGGUAGAAAACAAAACGGGGGAGGUAGUACCUGGCCUUUGAGUAAAAGGGCCAGUGCUGGCUGGUCUGGGCAGACUGUUGCAAACAGUAAUAAUCUGUUAGUUGAUGAUCAGAGAGAGUUUGAAGAGCCCAGCAAUAUACUGUCUAAUAUUGCCUCUGGAAUGGCUGAAGUUCAGCGUUUUAUGAUGGCUUCUAUUGAACCAAUCUGGAACCCUGGGGGACACAAUAUUGCCUCAGGUCCAUGCCAGUCACUUGAGGUAAAUAGCCUGAAGUGGAAAACUUUGAAUAUUUUGGGUGGUACUGUGUCAGAAUCCAAAAAGAAAUUAAAUAGUUCUUUGCCUGCUAAAAAUCGGAGAGCGACAGCCAAGGCCUUAAGUAACAAAAAUCCUGCAAAAUCCACAGUUCCUCAUAUUGCUGCACCAACCGGUCCUAACAAUGAAUUUCAUUUCAGUUCUGGCAUGCGAGGUGGCAUUUUUGACAGAAGCUCUGAUACUUCAAGUAUUCCUGCCAGUAACGGUCCCAUCCAUAAAAAAAUGUACCGUCACAAAGCAACAUUAAAAUUGUCAGGGGAUGAAAAGAGUAAGGUAAAGAGAGCAGAGCGUGAACAGCAGCACAAGAACUCACCUGUGACAGCCUCUCUUGAAAAACUGAGUAAUAUUAUGGCAAGUCCCUUGAAGCACCUGCAGCUCAAUGUGGAUUAUGGCACCUCAAUCAUUACCAAAACACUGACGACUAACAAAUUCAGCACUGGUUCCAGUUUGCCAAAAAUGCUUACCUCAUCUGCUUGGCAACAUGCAAGCUCGCUCUGGGGAGUCUAGAUGGAAUUAACUGGUUUGUGUUCAGUCUGAGCUUUAUCGAAGGUUCAAGCAAGCGAUAUAUUCUCUAUUUGGAACAAGUCAGAGAAAAGCAGGAAGUGCUGUCGAUGUACUGAAUGGAGGCUCCCUUUCCAUUCAAUCUUAUGACAAAGUCACUUUGGACAAUUGGAGACGGCUAAGUCACUAGGAUCCAGGGUGAAACUCAAUGGGUUGCUACACUGAACUCAGCUGCCUGCUGUUCUGGCUAUUAGUUUGCUUAUUGCCUUUCAAACAUCUACCUACUGAGAUUUGAAUGUACAUACAGAGCUUAAAGAAAAUUAGAGGUACCACUGAGCUGCUAGUGUUUCAUGGUGCUAAAAGAGAUGCAUUUCCUAAAUGGAGGAGAGAAAGAAAAUCUCACAGGAAUGUAAAAAUAAAAUGUUUUGAGAUGUAUCAAAUACAAUACUAAAACAAGUUAGUAUUGUUUGCCUUUCUUUAGAACGAGCUUUAUAAAUAU